AUGGGAAAAAGGAAACGUUCGUUCCGUCCGCCACCUACUUACGAGACAGGAAAUGAUAAGUUUGACAAUCAAGGGGGAAGGAUAAAAGCAAUCACCACAUGGAAUGAUGUAGAGCAUGAUUCGGAAGACGAAUUUUAUGCUGGAAGGGAUCAAAUUUCCCUAGAUACUUAUGAAUCCCACAAACAUGGCCGCAAAGAAAAUUAUUACAAUGCAGAUGAGAUUUCUAAUUUAGAUGAUGCAAAGGAAGAGGAGGAGGAAGCAUUAAGGUUACAGAGGAAAAGAAUUAGUCAAAUGACAGAAGAUGAUUUCUUGGAAAUAGACAACGAAUUAUUGGAGCCCAAGAUGGUUGAUAGGAAGCAAAUUGAAAGUGCUGAUAAUGAUAAUGACUUUGAUUUAAUAUCACUUGAUAGGGAAAUUUCAGUAAAAGAACGUCUAAAUUUAUCACGAGAUGAUGUAAUUCAAACAAUACAAACUGAAUCGCCUGAACUUAUUGAAUUAUUAAAUGAGUUCAAAGAAAAAUCCUCGAUACUUUGGAAUAAAGUUACACCUUUAUUGGAAAAAGCUAGACAAAAAAAUCUUACAAAUAAUCCAGCCAUGAAGUUUAUAUCAAUAAAACAUCAAACAUUAGUUCAUUAUUUAAUAAAUAUUUCGUUUUAUCUGGCUCUUAAGUCAUCAGGAACACAAAAUUUACGCAAGCAUCCAGUAAUAGAUGCUCUAGGAAAAUUGAGAAUGACUUGGGAUAAAUUAGAAAGGUUGGAACGUAACAUUGAAGGAAUUCUUGAAUGGAAUGAUUAUGAUAAAAAUAUGGCAGCUGAUCUCAAUAACGAAGAGGAUCCAACUGAUCUCAAUAAUGAAGAAGAUCUAGCUGAUUUCUAUAAUGUGGUGAAAGAAGCCAAGAAAGUUACAAAAGAACAACGUAAGAAACAAUUUGAGAUGGAGCGUAGUAAAAAUAUGAUUGUUUAUGAGGACGAUAAUACUCUUCCCGAAGGUGCCAAACGCCAAAUUAAUUAUCAGAUCCUCAAGAAUAAAGGACUCACACCUCAUCGUAAAAAAGAGCAGCGUAAUCCACGUGUUAAACAUAGAAAUAAGUACGAAAAAGCAAAGAAGAAAAUCAAAAGCAUUAAACGUGUAUUUUCACAACAAGAAGGUUCUUAUGGUGGUGAGAAGACUGGUAUCAAGACUGGAUUGUCUAGGAGUACUAAGUUAGAAUAA
This is a messenger RNA of Dentiscutata erythropus, 1212 nucleotides long. The record is from the annotation of a GenBank genome assembly. NCBI's taxonomy places the organism in Eukaryota, Fungi, Glomeromycota, Glomeromycetes, Diversisporales, Gigasporaceae.